AUGUAUGUGACAUACUAUGCUCGCUACAACUAUGGGGAUAAUUUGGUGAAGAUUUUUUGCAAUGCAGUUGAGAGAAGUUGUGGUCAAGUAGAAGAUAUUAAUAUUGAGGAAAUAGGAACCGAUGAUCUUCUUAAAUAUAUAGUUGAUAAUUGUGCGUGUCACCUGCGAUGCUUGCGGCUUGCAAAUUGUGCUAGACUCUCGGAAAGAGGUUUUAUUGAAGCUGUAAAGAAACUGUCACAAUUAGAGGAGAUUGAGCUUUCUCAUAACCUUCAAUUGUCUAAUGAUUCUCUUGAAGUUGUUGGCCGAUGCUGCCCUCUUUUGAAAUCACUAAAAUACAGUUUGCUGCCUUCGGACUACAUCGGGCAAGAUGUGUGCUCAUUUGCUAUUGCCAAAACAAUGCCAAGAUUACUUCAUCUUAAAAUAUCUGGAGAUAUGCCUGGUGAUGAUGGUAUUCAAGCUAUUCUUGAUGGAUGUCAUCUUCUUGAGUCUUUUGACUUGGGAGGAUGUUAUGCUUAUUAUUAUAGCCAAAGUUUAGAGAAAAGGUGCCGUGAACAAAUUAAUUUUUUUGUACCUCCAACACAAGAUUGUGAUUCUUCAGACUAUGAUUCUUAUUGGGAUGUUGGAAGUAUAAAUUCUAAUUGGUCUUGGUAUGAGGACUGUGAUUUUGAUAUUUAA
Medicago truncatula (barrel medic) is the source of this 675-nucleotide messenger RNA. RefSeq names its product putative F-box/LRR-repeat protein 23. NCBI's taxonomy places the organism in Eukaryota, Viridiplantae, Streptophyta, Magnoliopsida, Fabales, Fabaceae. Bases 1 to 675 code for a protein of 224 amino acids. The transcript is spliced from 2 exons. The record is from RefSeq and is a predicted model, not a curated record.